GAAUGCAAUAGCCUUCUCUAAUCCUUGUAAUUUUCCAUAACCCAAAAAUUCUCUCCAUUAAACCCAACAAGAUUUUCAUAUCACAAAUUCCCUCUCUCUCUCUCUCACUCUCUCUCUAUCUCUCUCUCUCUCUCACACACACACACACAUAUAUAUAUAGAUAUAUAUGUAGGCAGGCACUAUAAGCUUACACAGAAUAGCUAGCUAGGUGAGAGUAUCAUCUACAGGGGAGGUGAGGGAGAAGAUUAUUACGAAAAAGAUUCUUCUUUUAUUCCAAGUUUUCCCCUGCAUUAGGAUAACAAAGACAGCCAUAACCAGAGAGAGACAGAAAAGAGAAUCUCAAUGGAGAUGGACAGUGAAGCCAAGCCAUCAAAGUUCAAGAGGAUUUGUGUCUUUUGUGGGAGUAGCCAAGGCAAGAAAACAAGCUACCAAGAUGCUGCUAUUGAGCUAGGUCAAGUCUUGGUUUCCAAAGACAUUGAUUUGGUCUAUGGAGGAGGCAGCAUAGGCCUGAUGGGCUUGGUUUCACAGGCUGUUCAUGAUGGGGGUAGGCAUGUCAUUGGGGUUAUUCCCAAGACGCUCAUGCCUCGAGAGUUAACUGGAGAAACAGUGGGAGAAGUGAAAGCAGUUGCAGAUAUGCACCAAAGGAAAGCAGAGAUGGCUAGACAUUCAGAUGCCUUCAUUGCCUUGCCAGGUGGCUAUGGGACUUUGGAGGAAUUACUUGAGGUGAUAACUUGGGCUCAGCUUGGCAUCCAUGAUAAGCCAGUUGGAUUGCUGAAUGUGGAUGGAUACUACAAUUCCUUGUUAUCUUUUAUUGACAAAGCCGUAGAGGAAGGAUUUAUCAGCACUAGUGCUCGACACAUAAUAGUAUCCGCGCCAACAGCAAGGGAGCUGGUCGAGAAAUUGGAGGAGUACGUACCUCGCCAUGAAAGGGUUGCUUCAAAGCUGAGCUGGGAGAUGGAACAAUUCGGAUACUCACAAAAAUAUGACAUGUCCAGGUGAGAAAAAAUGAGUUUGCAGCAGCACAGAAGUAUUCAUUAGAUCGUGGACGUUGCCGUUUGAAGAAGCUAACUUGAUUUUUACUUUUAUGAAGGAGAUCUUUUGUAUAUGUAUCUGAAAAUGAGCUCUAUAUGUUGAUACCUUCAUAUUUUGUCAACCGCACUGAAAUUUAGUUUGUUUUGCAAGGUGUAACUAUCAAAUGCACUAUGUAUUUUCUUAGCUUCUAAUGGAAUACCCACUAUUAUGCA
Molecule: messenger RNA, 1244 nt
Organism: Andrographis paniculata
Lineage: Eukaryota; Viridiplantae; Streptophyta; Magnoliopsida; Lamiales; Acanthaceae
Product: cytokinin riboside 5'-monophosphate phosphoribohydrolase LOG3-like
Exons: 7
Coding region: 343-999 (218 amino acids)
Biological process (GO): cytokinin biosynthetic process
Cellular component (GO): cytosol; nucleus
Molecular function (GO): hydrolase activity, hydrolyzing N-glycosyl compounds
Source: RefSeq, a predicted model, not a curated record